AUGGUCAACAUCGGUCUCUCCCUCCUCGCCUUCGCGGGCGCCUCAAUCGCCGCCCCGUCUGGCAGGCGAUCCGAGAUGGGCCUGACUGCCCUCUCAUACCCCGACACAGAAGCCAUCCAAACCCUGCGCGAGAUGGGCAAGAGGAGCAUGCCCGACAUCCAGUACGCCAAGCGGGACUACCCUGACAUGGACGCUAUCCAUGCCCUGCGCGACAUGGGCAAGAGGAGUCUGCCCGACAUCCAGAUCCCUGGGGACCAGCCCGCCAAGCGCAGCUUCCCCGACGUGGAGGCCAUCAACAACUUGCGCGCCAUGGGGAAGCGCUCGCACCCCAAGCGCUCGUUCCCCGAUACCGAGGCCAUCAACAACCUGGGUGCCGUGGGCAAGCGCAGCCUCCCCAAGAGGAACUUCCCCGACACCAAGGGCAUCGACAAGCUCCGCGCCAUGGGCAUGCGGAGCGCGCCCCAGGUGACACGUACCAAGCGCUCGUUCCCUGACAUGGACGCCAUCAAGCAGCUCCGUGCUAAGGGCAAGCGUGGCCUGCCCAAGAGGAACUACCCUGACACCGAGGCUAUCAACAACCUGCGUGCCAUGGGCAAGCGUGGCCUCCCCAAGAGGAACUACCCUGAUACUGAGGCUAUCAACAAACUCCGUGCCAUGGGCAAGCGGGGCCUGCCCUGA
Molecule: messenger RNA, 678 nt
Organism: Emericellopsis cladophorae
Lineage: Eukaryota; Fungi; Ascomycota; Sordariomycetes; Hypocreales; Bionectriaceae
Exons: 1
Coding region: 1-678 (225 amino acids)
Source: RefSeq, a predicted model, not a curated record